AACGACCGACGCAAGAUGGCAAGUAAAGAGAUGUUUGAAGAUACUGUGGAGGAGCGUGUCAUCAACGAAGAAUAUAAAAUCUGGAAGAAGAAUACACCGUUUCUGUAUGACCUGGUUAUGACUCAUGCUCUUCAGUGGCCCAGUCUUACCGUUCAGUGGCUUCCUGAAGUGACUAAACCAGAAGGAAAGGAUUAUGCCCUUCAUUGGCUAGUGCUGGGUACUCAUACAUCUGAUGAGCAGAAUCAUCUGGUGGUUGCUCGAGUUCAUAUUCCCAAUGAUGAUGCACAGUUUGAUGCUUCCCAUUGUGACAGUGACAAGGGAGAAUUUGGUGGCUUUGGUUCUGUAACAGGAAAGAUUGAAUGUGAAAUUAAAAUUAAUUAUGAAGGAGAAGUAAAUCGUGCUCGCUAUAUGCCACAGAAUCCUCACAUCAUUGCCACAAAAACACCAUCUUCUGAUGUUUUGGUUUUUGACUAUACAAAACACCCUGCAAAACCAUAUCCAAGUGGAGAAUGUAAUCCUGAUCUUAGAUUAAGAGGUCACCAAAAGGAAGGCUAUGGUCUUUCCUGAAAUUCUAAUUUGAGUGGACGUCUCCUGAGGGCAUCUGAUGACCAUACUGUCUGUCUGUGGGAUAUAAAUGCAGGAACAAAGGAAGGCAAAAUUGUGGAUGCUAAAGCGAUCUUUACUGGCCACUUACCUGUUGUAGAGGAUGUGGCCUGGCAUCUGCUGCAUGAGUCCUUGUUUGGAUCUGUUGCUGAUGAUCAGAAACUUAUGAUAUGGGACACCAGAUCCAACACCACUUCUAAGCCAAGCCAUUUGGUGGAUGCACACACUGCUGAGGUCAACUGCCUCUCAUUCAAUCCCUACAGCGAGUUCAUUCUGGCAACUGGUUCUGCAGAUAAGACUGUAGCUUUAUGGGACCUGCGUAAUCUGAAACUGAAACUCCACACCUUCGAAUCACAUAAGGAUGAAAAUUUCCAGGUCCACUGGUCUCCACAUAAUGAAACUAUUCUGGCUUCAAGUGGUACUGAUCGCCGCCUGAAUGUGUGGGAUUUAAGUAAAAUUGAAGAACAAUCAGCAGAAGAUGCAGAAGAUGGCCCUCCAGAGCUCCUGUUUAUUCAUGGAGGGCACACUGCCAAGAUUUCUGACUUCAGUUGGAAUCCCAAUGAACCUUGGGUCAUUUGCUCUGUGUCUGAAGAUAAUAUCAUGCAGAUAUGGCAGAUGGCUGAAAAUAUUUACAAUGAUGAAGAGUCAGAUGUCACGACCUCGGAACUGGAGGGGUGAGGAUCUUAAACCCAAAGUAUGCGUUGUUUCUAUUGAAUGUAUUACUACAUGAAUGCUUGAUUUGUCACGCACCAAAAAGGCAUUGUAUAGUAGGAAAUGUAAGUGGGAUGGCUUCUGGCAUUCUUUACCCUCUGAUUCUAGCACUUUCAAGUGAGCUGUUGCGUACUGUAUCAUAUUGUAGCUAUUAGGGGAGAAAAAGGAAUGUUGCUUAAGAACGGACAUCAUUGUUUUAAAACACACAUUGCUGGGUA
This is a messenger RNA of Mastomys coucha (southern multimammate mouse), 1532 nucleotides long. RefSeq names its product histone-binding protein RBBP7-like. The record is from RefSeq and is a predicted model, not a curated record. The transcript has a single exon. Gene Ontology annotation, biological process: regulation of gene expression. Lineage: Eukaryota; Metazoa; Chordata; Mammalia; Rodentia; Muridae. Gene Ontology annotation, molecular function: histone binding. Gene Ontology annotation, cellular component: ESC/E(Z) complex; nucleus; NuRD complex.